AUGAUCCAAUGUUACGCGCCAACUGAUGCUACCGAAAUGCAAGAAAAGGAGAACUUUUACAGUCAACUGAAUGCUGUCGUGGAUAAAAUUCCGAAAGCUGAUAUCAAGAUCUACAUGGGCGACGUCAAUGCGAAGAUGGGCUCCGAUAACUCGUACUAUGAGCACGUCAUGGGACGUCUUGGCCUCGGAGAAAUGUGCGAAAACGGAGAGCUACUUGCAGAGUUUUGUGGCAACAAUGACAUGGUGAUCGGGGGAUCGCUCUUCCCCCAUCGGCCAAUCCGGCUGCGUAUUGCAAGGAUUCAGCGACAGGAGGAUAAGAUCGGGCGUCGGUUUAACACACGUCGUCUGGAAGAUGCUGCGGUAAGAAGGUCCUUCGUCGAAGAGCUAGAGAACCAUGCUGCAGAUAUUCCGGAAGGUGGAAGCGUAGAAGAUCAAUGGACCGCCAUCAAGAACGCCUUCAUUGCCACCGGCGAGAAUAAUCUGGGUGAGCUACGUACCCAGAGAAAACAGUGGAUCACAGAUGACACCUGGAAGCAGAUAGAGGAACGAAGGGACGCCAAAGCCGCGAUUGAGCGAGCGAAAACACGAGGAGCCAAAGCCGCAACCCGUCAGCCCUAUUCGGCUCUAGAGAAGGAAGUGAAACGCUCAUGUAGACGGGACAAAAGACUCCCUAGCCGAAGAAGUGGGACAAAGAUUAAUGCUACGAUACCCGCGAAAGACACGUCUGGACAGUUGUUAACCGACCGCACAGACCAGCUGAAACGCUGGUUCGAACACUUUGAAAACCUUUUUCAAGUGUCGGCCACGCCACCAACAACUCGGCAUGAUCCGCCAAGGGUUCGACGUAUUACCCGCGUCAACACCGAAGCUCCUGGCAUGGCAAGAGAUAGAAGCAGCCAUCCGGAGCAUGAAAUCGAACAGAGCCCCAGGGGUCGAUCGCAUAUCAGCAGAGAUGCUCAAAGCUGA
Messenger RNA from Topomyia yanbarensis, 966 nucleotides. RefSeq lists its product as uncharacterized. Lineage: Eukaryota; Metazoa; Arthropoda; Insecta; Diptera; Culicidae. The record is from RefSeq and is a predicted model, not a curated record. The coding region runs from base 1 to 966 and encodes 321 amino acids. The transcript has 3 exons.